This is a messenger RNA of Brassica napus (rape), 984 nucleotides long. RefSeq lists its product as uncharacterized. The record is from RefSeq and is a predicted model, not a curated record. The coding region runs from base 1 to 984 and encodes 327 amino acids. Lineage: Eukaryota; Viridiplantae; Streptophyta; Magnoliopsida; Brassicales; Brassicaceae. The transcript is spliced from 2 exons.
AUGAAAUGUCUGAAAACCAUCAUUCCUGAUGAAGAGGAUUUGGUUUUUGUCUCUGAUCGUGCAACCUCUAUUGAAAACGCUCUUUUACAACAUUAUCCGUUUGCUCACCAUGGAAUCUGCAUCUUUCACUUUGAAAAGAAUGUCCAGGACAAUUUCAAGAGUUCAACACUUGUCCCUUUGGUUGUUGAAGCUGCUUAUGCCUACACCAAGGAUGAUUUUGAUUGCUAUUUUCAUGAGAUUGAGGCGUCCGACAUUGUAUUAGCAGAUUAUCUUCGUAAAGAAAACUUCAGGAAGUGGUCCCGAGCUUAUUCUCCUGCUAAUCGCUUCAACAUCAUGACGUCAAAUUUGGCAGAAUCUAUAAAUUCUUUGCUGAAAGUGAGUCGUGAGUAUCCAAUAGUCUGUCUUUCUGACACUAUUAGGAUGAUAAUGACUAGGUGGUUCACUGAACGACGUGAGCGAGGAGUUCGUCACAUGCACCCUGUCACGUUCGAUGUGGGGAACAAGAUGAAGGUGCUAUAUGAUUUUACGUCUCGCUUUCUUGAAGUUUCCAAAAUCAAUGAUUCAGAGUUUGAAGUUAAGGGAGAUACAAGAGAUCAAGUGGUGAAUUUUCAAACAAGGCAUUGUUCAUGCUUUGUGUUUGAUGUUGAGAAGUUUCCUUGUGCUCGUGCAAUUGCUGCUGCAAAGGCUGGAAACAAGCAUGAAAAUGAUUAUGUCGAUGAGUUUUUCUCCAAUGAAAGGUUUAAACUAGCAUAUUCAGAGAGUGUAUAUCCUGUUGGCGAUAAAACAUAUUGGGAUAUUCCUCCCCAUGUAGCUUUGUUUGUCUGUCGCCCUCCAUCUACACGCUUUCCUAGUGGCAGGAGGAAAAAAAAGAGGAUUCCAAGUUCGUGGGAGUAUGAAAAUAUCGGUCCAUAUCCAAACCAUCACCCAAGUCUUACAAAUGUAGGAGAUGUGGAUAGAAAUGUCACAACAAAGGUAGUUGUGUAG